Molecule: messenger RNA, 1563 nt
Organism: Exophiala oligosperma
Lineage: Eukaryota; Fungi; Ascomycota; Eurotiomycetes; Chaetothyriales; Herpotrichiellaceae
Exons: 5
Coding region: 1-1563 (520 amino acids)
Biological process (GO): transmembrane transport
Cellular component (GO): membrane
Molecular function (GO): transmembrane transporter activity
Source: RefSeq, a predicted model, not a curated record
AUGAGUGACAUCGAGAAGACGCCUGCUCAGGUGUCGGAGCCUCCCGCGGCCGCGGAACCUGGCACCAGUACGAAAAUAAGCAAGGUCAUGGGCUUCGUCAAAGGGACCACAACAAACGACCUCAAUGUCUUGGGGAAGGACAUGUUGCAGAAGGCCUUGGAGCAUGAUGAGGCGCAACUGGAACGCGACUCGAUCAAAGUCCGGAGAAAGUUGGAUUUCAUAGUGCUUCCGAUGAUGAUGUGCACGUACAUGUUGAGUUUCUUGGACAAGCAAACACUCAACUAUUCCAAUGCAUACGGUCUUCAAGCAGACACACAUAUGAAGGGAGACGAUUAUUCAUGGGUGGCUUCUGCCUUGUACUUUGGUUGGUUGCUUGGUGCAUAUCCGUGGAACAUCAUCCUGCAGCGCUACCCCAUUGGCAAAUUGCUGGGAUACAUGUUGUUCAUCUGGGGCGCAGUUUGCAUGUUGCAAGCCGCGGUCUUCAACUUUAGCGGCUUCUUCGCCAUCCGAUUCUUCCUCGGCAUGCUCGAGGCUUGCAUCUCGCCUGCAUUUGUCAUUCUCACGUCUAUGCUAUGGACGAGAGAGGAGCAAGCACUCCGAACAUCGUUCUGGUUGUCAACAAAUGGUGUUUCUUCUAUUCUGGGCGCGCUCCUUGCUUACGGGUCCGGUAAUGCCGAUGGCCUUGCGGUGCCCAACUGGAAGUUGAUCUAUCUGAUUGUCGGCGCCCUCACGUUCGCAUGGGGCUUUGUUAUCCUCUUCUAUCUUCCCGAUGGCCCUCACAAUGCCAAAAUGCUCAACGAGUAUGAGCGCAUGGUGGCUGUAUGGAGAGUUUCCAAGAACCAGAUGGGUAUCAAACACCAAACCUUCGUACCCUAUCACAUCAAGGAAGCACUCCUGGACGGAAAGACCUACCUUCUUUUGCUGAUGGGUGUCUGUACCGGUAUUUUGAACGGUGGUGUCGCCAACUUCGCAUCUGCCUUGAUCAAAGGAUUCGGUUUCGACGCCUUGAGAACAAGUCUUCUCCAAACGCCAGGUGGUGCAUUCGAGCUUAUUGGAUGCAUGUUCUUCGGAUGGGUUGCAACCAAAAAGAACAUGCUUGGUGCCAGUGUGAUCAUUUCAUCACUUCCUGGAAUCGCCGGACUUAUUGGUCUGUUGACAAUUAGCAUCAAACAUCGUUACGCCCUGGUGGCCAUGUGUUGGCUCCAAAACGUCCUCGGCGCACCCAUCAUUCUAGGCUGGACUCUCCCAGGUGUCAACACGGCAGGUCAUACCAAGCGGACGACGGUCAUCGGUCUCUUCUUUUGCUUCUACUGUGGGGGAAACAUUAUCGGGCCUCAUUUAUUUUUGCCUGACGAGGUUCCUCGGUAUUUCACCGCCAUCAAGGGCCUGUUGGGUACUUACUGCGCCCUGAUCUUCUUCCAGGUCAUCUACACAUCAUGGUGCUGGUUCGACAAUCGAGCUCGAGAUAAGAAAGGUCUGCAUGCCCAGAGGGUGGAAGAGCUGUUUGAAGGUUUUGACGAUUUGACGGAUAAACAAAACGUGCAUUUCCGAUACAAGUUGUGA